Messenger RNA from Acanthoscelides obtectus, 819 nucleotides. NCBI's taxonomy places the organism in Eukaryota, Metazoa, Arthropoda, Insecta, Coleoptera, Chrysomelidae. The record is from the annotation of a GenBank genome assembly.
AUGACGCACUUUCUAGCAAGACACUUAGCUGUGAAUCAUCUGUAUUGGCAUUAUAGUGAAACUGGUCAUGGCAAAGGUGCACCUGAUGGGGUGGGUGCUGUUAUCAAACGAGAAGAUGAUCGUUUAGUUGCUAUGGGAAGAGACAUUCCUAAUCUUCAAAGUUUGGUAGAAAUGCUGAGUAAUUCGACAAAAGUGAUAGUCCUUAGUUUGAAUUCGAAGCACAUCGAAGAGAUAGAUAAUGUUGUUCCAGAUGAUCUGCCAGUCUUCCGAGGAACAAUGAAAGUACAUGAAGUAUGCUGGACUAUAAAUGCUCCAGACAUUUUACAAAUGAGACGGCUUUCAUGUAUCACUUGUAGUGCAGAUGAAGAGUGCAAGCAUUAUGGUUUGAGCAAAAUACAAUUUCCAGCAACUGCAGAUUUCCACAUGAGCAACUGUGACCGAUUACACUAUGAAGAUGUUUAUUCACCUUCUGGCAGUGAUAGUUCCGACGCCAUCCCACUUUCAGUUUUGAAAGACAAAAUUUCCACAACAUUCAAUGAAGGCAUGUAUGUUCUCGUAAAACUAACUGGAAAGAAGAUUAUCCGACACUACGUUGCUGUUAUUCUUCGCGUUGAAGGAAGCGGUGAAUAUAACGUCAAAUUCAUGAAGGCAACUGGAAGGAAAAUAUCUGGAAAGAAAACAUUUGUAUUUCCAGAACGAGAUGACAUUGCUGAUAUAGAUAUAUCAGAUAUACAAGUUGCAUUGGUUUGCCCGGAGCUCAAUGAGAAAACCAAUGGAUACAUUUUUUUGGAUAGCCUUGAUUACCCUAAUCUGUAUUAA